Molecule: messenger RNA, 4169 nt
Organism: Sturnus vulgaris (Common starling)
Lineage: Eukaryota; Metazoa; Chordata; Aves; Passeriformes; Sturnidae
Source: RefSeq, a predicted model, not a curated record
AGUGCAUACUUUGGAUACCAGCAGUGGGACAUCUUACCAGAACAAAGCAUCCAUGGGACCAUUGUUAAUCAAUGACUUCUAAGCACAGGAUUGGUGCUGUUGGAUUGGAAACAGGUGCUACAAGAUGCCAGGUGAGGUGACUGAGAGCAGCAGCGGGAUGGAGGAGACUGUGCAGAAAGACAGCAAGUCUGGAGGCCAGAGCCCUCGCUGUGGCACAAUGAGAAGGGCUGUGGCAACCACUGUCACCUUUGAUGGGGAAGCCACUAUGGACCGGAGGAAAAAGAAGAAGAAAGAAUCCCGUCCCGAGUCAAUAAUAGUGUAUCGGUCCGAGAAUGACAAUAAGGUGGAAGAAGAACAGGUGGAUGAAGAAGGAGGGGAGAGGAGCUCUGAGGAAGGCUCCAAGUUCCUGGGUCAGUCUAUGACAGAUGGUGUCUGGAACAUGCCUUUAGACAGCCGAUAUGUCACUUUGACUGGAACAAUCACCAGGGGAAAGAAGAAGGGCCAGAUGGUGGACAUCCACGUCACACUAACAGAUAAAGAGCUGCAGGAACUGGCUAAGUCAAAGGAACCUCCUAAAGAAGAUGUACCUGAGAAGAAGAAGAAAUGUGAUGUUGGGUUAGACAGAGGCCCCCACAUCGUCCUCUGGACCAUCAUCUGCCUCCCCAUCAUUUUUAUAGUGUCUUUUGUGGUUUCAUUCUACUAUGGAACCAUUACAUGGUACAACAUCUUCUUGGUGUACAAUGAAGAGAGGACCUUCUGGCACAAAAUCACCUUUUGUCCUUUUUUGAUUAUCUUCUACCCAAUUAUAAUUAUGGUUGUUUCUUUCUCCCUAGGCCUGUAUUCAGCUGUAGCCCAGGUAGCAUGGUCCUUUGGGUACUGGUGGCGUGCUGUCAGGGAUAUGGAGAAAGGAUUCUGUGGCUGGCUCUGCAGCAAGCUGGGCUUGGAAGAUUGUUCUCCAUACAGCAUUGUCGAGCUGCUUGAUUCUGACAAUAUCUCAGGUAGUCUCUCUGGCAAGAGCUCUGCACAGGGGGUUGAGACCUCAGCAGUCUGAGCCUUUGUCCUGGAUGACUAUUUUGGUAAUAUGCGAGUGUUCUCACCUAGAAAAUAACACACUGGGGUUUUUUUAAUAUACAUAUAUAUUUAAACACAACAUUAAUAAAAUAUUGGGCUGAGAGUCCUCUUUCAAUGUCACAGAAGGCAAGAAUGCUGGCUUCACAUGCUCUGGGUGGGGAGGUGCAUGGCUUUCCAAGGAUUUGUCAUGUGUUGUAGCUAAUUACAGCUUCUGGGAAUUGUAAGAAAAUCCAGGUCUGCAGGGCUCUGGCUGGCUGUGGAGUAGCAGAGAUAUAUUAUGUAAAGUUUACUUCUGUCAAGGUAGACUUUACUUUUCAGCAAUAGGACACAGUAGUGUCCUAUGACACAGUGAAAAGUCUCUGCUCAGGGGAUGAACUUCAAGAGACAGGAACCCAUUCAGAGGUGAAGGCUAAAUUGCAAAAUGGGUUAUGUUCUGCAGUUUACUUAGAAAGGGUUCUUUCUCAGUCCUUCCAACAAAAGCAGCUAACUUAUACAGGCUGACUGCUUAGACACUGUCAGUCCAGUGUCACAGACCACUGGAAUAGUGGGAAAGGACAGCAUAGCUGCCAACAAAGGCAAGUGAGUUCUACGCUGACCCGAAACAGCCCCAUCACACAAUGGAGGAGCAGGGCUUGCUUUGUAAUGCUGUGUGGGAGGGCCUGAUGGGGCUGUCACCAAGAACCCUGAAGUGGCUGCAGGUGCUCAGAUAGCUUGGAACACAACUGCAGUGGAUCUCUUGAUAUGUGCACUGCAAGGGAGGAAGGAUCUACAGGAGUCAUACACAGUGCAAACAGUUGCAAUAUAGGGAGGAAACACCUUCACUAAGGAGGUGCCUGCCCCUAAGGAAGGGGCAAUCCAUUUACAUCUCACUGCAAUGCAGGUGUGGACUUGCAGCACCUGGAUUUAGGGAGCUGGAGUUGAAGGUGCUUGGGAUAUGAAGGACUGAAAUAAGUUAUUCUGGUUUUCAGGUUUCUCUUAUAGAAGUGUUGUUGGACCUCCUCUUUCAGGAUAGGGGAGUCCAGGAGUUCAUGUCUAUCUGUGCCUCAGCUCUGGAAAUCUGUGUCGCCUUCCCCACGUCAUCCCUCUUCCUGGUUAAUUAUAUGGAAGAGCAAUGGAUCAUACAUCCUCCUCCCCUCAUGUCUCAUUUUCAUAAUGGGUGUCCCUCCUUUCUGGGUUUUUCAUGGCAUCAUACUGGGUUCCCUGACCAAGGUGUGGCCACCAUAGGCUGGAGAAAUUUUAAUUGUCUCCUUAAAAAAUGACUAGCAGAAAAGUUCUUUUUUCUUGAUCAGCUAUUGGGGUUUUGGCCUAAGAAGGAGAUAGCAAAAUAAAAGAGAGGUAUAGCAAAUCCUAAUGGGGGCUGAGUAACACAUCUGAAACAUGGUUAAUUUUCUCAGUGCUCCAGUUCAGUUGGUACUUCUGGAAAGUCUGUGAGCCCCAGGCCAGAGGAGCCCACCAUUUGCAUGCAUGUAGGUAGGUUGAGCUCAAGACUACACUGACUGUCCUGGUUAGAACAUCUGGGAACUGGUGAUAUAUAAACAAGUCCAUCUGAUCCUCUAGUCCUGACACUGAGAAAUAAGUAGUUCCUGCUGCAUCCUUGGUCCCUGGGAGGUCAAAGGAGCCUCUUAGCAUUGGCUGAAGGCUUAACAGUGAAUAAUGCACAAGCCAAAUAUCAAGAGCAGUCUUUGCCCCACACUUAACUGAGAAAGCAGUGGUGCUCCCUGGGCUCAGGUAGAACCAGGCUGUGUUUGUUGUUUCCUACUAUAAUUUUUUACUGUUGGAAUCUUUCAAAACAAUUACCAACUUCCAGGAAAGAAAAAAAAAUAGACCCCAAUCUGUGAGACAAUGCCAGAUAGUUUAGUAUGAUUCAAAGGAAGCUGACAUAUGCCUGGGACUAGUUCAAGCAGUGGAAUGCCUUUCACAGGCCUGCUCCAAUCAGGCAGGCUGAUAUGCCUCUGAAUUAAUGAAGGUGCUGAGGAUAAGCCAUGCCAGUGCUGGCAGUCUGUAGUGACCCAGUGCAGCCACUCUGCUUAAUACUGCUCCACAUGGAAAUUGCAGGCUCCCACAUGGCUGGAGCAUUGGAAUAAGUGAUGCUUAACAAGCAUUAAGGAAAAGGAAGGUCCACUGGCAAGUGUUCUCAUGCUUUGCCUAAAGGGAUACUGCUGGCAUGAAAGGGGUGAAUUGUGUAUCUUGGCCCCAACAUGCAGCAGACAAGUUUGGGGAAAGGAUGGCUGGCAAGUGUGCAUUGCUGCAGAGGGAGAAAACCCAAUUCAGCUGUCACUGCCAAACAGCAGCUGUUCAAGGCUAGACGAAAGGCUGGGGUCAGUAGCACAAAGAGCCUUCAGCUUACAGAGGGCUUGAAUAAUAAAUAUGAGCUCAUUACAGAAUACAUCCAUGUGAAAUGUCUGCUGAGCUGCAGGAUUUGCUUUCAGGAUUGUUAACAGCCCGCUGGAGUGGAGACAAAACCAAAUCUGUACCUCUCACUGCUAAGUAGACACAAAGAAGCGUCAGAGGAGUCAUAGUACCCUCCUUCUGCAGUGGCAGCUGUGCUUCUGGGUUUGGAGGUCACAUUUUGGGCGACAUCCUGGGAAAAUCCAUCAUGUGUUUUCUAUUCUUUACACUUACCUAAGCUUGCAUUGGCUCCUGCUAAAUUCAAGGCAUUCUGUCAUUGAUUUUGGUGGGGGCUAUUUUAAGCUUGGAGUUAGUUCUGGUGCUUGGGGUUAGUUCUGGUGCUAUUUGUAAAAGUUUAAUUCAGACUUUUCUCUGAACAACUGGAUAGCUUUCUCUCUUGCCCACUAUCCUCUGUAGCAGUUUGCUUGUUGCAAAAUAUAUAAUAAUUAUCAAUUGUUGUAAUAGAAAAAAGCACAAGUUUUUGUCUUGUUCUACCCCAUUUUCAGAAACUGACAAGUAAUUUCUGCUUAUAUGCCACUGUCAGACUGCAAGGAAUUCCAGUUAUUCUGAUUGUUGAGUGUGUUUCUGGCUGCUCUAGUCUGGAUGUUUUUUUUAAGUAAAGAUACUGUUUGCUGAUUGUUCAUUUUAAUUGCAUUCCCUUUUCCCAUCCUUGCUGGCCUGGGUGGAGAAUAAAGAUAUCUGUGGCUUUA